CCUACAAUGCAGAAUCCAUCCCGACUUUUGAUCUCGCUUUUCUAUUGGAUAUUUCACAAUGUCACCAUUUUUCCCAAUCCCGGAGCUGCCCGGAAAGUACGCAACGAACAGAGUUGCCGUCGAAGAAUCGUUACGCAUCCCGCCAUGUGAAUGUACCGACUGCCAGACUGGCUUCUAUACAGCUGAGGAAUAAUGGCAACCACAAUUAUAUUCUUAUAUGAGUGAAAGAGAGCUCAUCCACUGUCGAAGCCCAAGAAGGAGAUGCCAUUUGUUGACUCCAUGGUUUAAUGUGGAGAUUGGGCUGCCUUUGACUGUAGACAGCUUACAUCGGGUUGGGCGUGCGGGUGGUUCGAUGUCGACUUCUAUAAUCAUUAUGUACGAACACCGAUUUGGUGAACUUGUGGACUGGGAAGAGGCCGCAGCUCAUCGAUCGGAUAUUCUUGGAUACCCUCGUGCUCGGCUUGUUCUCGAAGCCCAAGCGUUUAUCAUGAGUACCCUUCGUGCGGUUGUCGACAAGAUUUUGGACGGCGUCGACGACUCUACUCCCGCUCGGACAGAGAAAUUGCGGGAGCUGACAGGUAACGCCGCGUUUAGGCGUACUGGGGAGGUAGAGGCUUGGUCACCAUAUACGAACCAAGCCUUCUCUGCCCCUCCUAUCUUGGAUAUAGAGUAUUUACUCUCUUUAGCCAAGACUCGAUUAGAUGCAACCGACGACCAUCUCCGGCAUCUCCAAUGCGACCCAGCAUACAUGCGCCGGCACAUGAAGAUGCAGUCUCGAAAAUCGCUUUUAAAGAUAGCCGAUCAAGAUGAGGCUGCAAUACAUCUCGCCUACGAUAUAUAUGUGGAAGUGCUUGGCCAUUAUUGGUGGCAUUGGAUUGAGACGGAGUGUAAGAAUGUCGCAGAUUUACACCGGCGGUUUAGAGAUAGCAUCUACCAAGGACAGCCUCUGCCUCCUCUCUAUGAAAGGGGUCUGGGCGCUCUGGAGCUCUUUAUUAGCAAUCAAGUGAUCUACCGAGCGAAUAUGCUCUAUCAGAUCAUACGUUGUUGCCCAGGAUUUUCUCAACAUUGGACAGUAAGCCGCAAUACCGAUGCGCACAGUGGUUACGCCAAGUUAGAAAGAAAGGGAACAAAUAACACGAAGACUUCGAAGGAGACCCCCUUGAUUGGUGUCUUAUGCAGUUGAUAGGGGAGCCAGACCGGCAGACUGGGUUUGAUCAUGCGAUGCUCUUUGCCUUCUUACAGGAUCAUAUUUCCCAGUGCGGCCCAAAAGAAAGGGAACGGAUAGAUGAGAGUCUAUUUAAAAGCCUUUCAGACCUCUCGACCUGCUACGAGAUGUUAGUCGCGUUACGUUUAAGUAGACCUC
Messenger RNA from Hypoxylon trugodes, 1363 nucleotides. RefSeq lists its product as uncharacterized. The record is from RefSeq and is a predicted model, not a curated record. The transcript has 3 exons. The coding region runs from base 218 to 1183 and encodes 321 amino acids. NCBI's taxonomy places the organism in Eukaryota, Fungi, Ascomycota, Sordariomycetes, Xylariales, Hypoxylaceae.